CAUCAAGUUCUCAACGGAAGAGGAAAUGGACCGGCUACUGUAUUUGUUCGAGCCUUUGGAACGAUAUGAAAACAAUUGCUGCAUUAUAUGGAGAGAAUCACCAUCCAUCUGCAGUAUUUUCUGCUACAAAGACGUGAUCGAGGCGGCUAAAAUACUGACUGGUUACCUAAAUGAAUUGGGAAUUGCGGAAUAUUGCAAAGUCCUGGUGAAUAUUGGACAUUCUCCUGCCCUUCUGCCUAUUAUUCUUAGUGUAUUAAACAAACGUUGCUGUUACUGCCCUGUGCUAAUCGAUGAAGAUCAAAUUGUUAACCAUCUUAUUCUAUAUGAAUCCCAAUGUUUAAUAAGCGAAAAGGCAAUACGCAUACCAUUUAAAGCAGUGCGGAAUGUAGAUGUCUUUGGUCAAGAAGUAUACAUUUAUACUUUUGAAAAUCGAGCUAUGUAUAAUAAGGUGGAGAACGAUACUCUCUGCUAUGCAAUACAGACAUCAGGUAGUACUAGAGAGCCGAAGAUAGUGAAUGUUCCUUACAGUUGUGUAUUACCAAAUAUCGAAAGUUUGAGUUGUUUAUUUUCCUUGAACCAAGAGAAUGUAAUCUUCGUAUCAUCGCCGCCGACAUUCGACCCUUUUAUCGUCGAUAUAUUUCUUGCUCUGAGGAAUGGCGCAGCUGUUCUUCUUGUAGCACCAACGAUAAGGGUUCUUCCGGAAACUUGCGCCAAAUUGGUCUUCAACUCGAUUGGCCACAAUGCUACAAUUAGCCAAAUGACUCCGUCACUAUUUAAAAGGUUUAAAGCGAACGCAUUAGAGAAAUAUAUUUUUCACGAAUCUACAAGCCUGAGAAUAUUAGUCCUUGGUGGUGAGCCAUUUCCCUCUACGGAGGAAUUCCAAAAAUGGCCAGUUUGGCAUUUAUCUAAAGACAUUAGGAUAUUCAACAUUUACGGUAUAACAGAGGUCUCAUGCUGGAGUAGCAUUGAGGAAAUUUUUAAAGAUAAAACAAAUGUUUCGUUGGGCGAACCGCUGGAUACAGAUACACAAUAUGUAGUUCGCAGCACAGAAUCGAUAUUCGAUAUCAUUUCUACUGGAAUCGGCGAAUUAUAUAUAGAAAGUGCAAAAAGGAAAUGUUUCUUGGAUUCAGAAAACCCUAAAAUACUAAAUGCUGAUGGAAUUAUUUCUCGAAAGACAGGUGAUUUGGUCGAGAUAAAAAAUAAUAAAAUACUUUAUAGAGGCAGAACAAACGCUAUUGUGAAACGAUAUGGCUGCAGAGUGAAUUUGGCAAGCAUAGAAGAAAAAGUUAAGAAAGGUCAACUAGAUAUUGUCGAUGUUUGCUGUGUAUUCGACAGGGAUGCUCCGACUUUGGUAAUUUUUAUAAUAUUGCGGGAAGGAGCAGUUAUCCCGCAUGCUCAGGACCUUUUUAAGGAACUUAAAAAAGUAGAAAUCCCUGAUGAUAUUGUAUACUUGGAGAAAUUUCCUUUAUCAUCUCAUGGAAAAAUUUCUAGACAAAAACUGCUUGAGAAUUAUAGGUCAAUGCAAAGGAAUACAUCUCAUGUGAAAGUCGAGAUUCUAUUAGAAACUGUAGAAAGUAGAUUAAGAGAGUAUUUAGGACUAUCAAAAGAGACAAACGAAACGAAUUCAUCAGUCGAAAAAAGAAUCCGAUUGCAAUCAUGGAAGGACUUAUCAUUUCAAGAUGCUGGAGGUUCAUCCUUCCUUGCAUUACGUUUACUCUCUGAAUUAGAAGAAACCAUGUGUCAGAAAUUGGAAGACUUUUUCAUUAAACUUUUAGAUAAAAAUUGCACCCUAAGGGAUGCUUUGGCAUUCUUGAAAGAAAAUGUUCGAAACCAUGCAAUGAUAACUACACCUACUCGGUGCAGAUUUAUGAAAAAGGACGUACAAUUAUCCAUCAUCUGGAAAUAUGAUUUAAAUAAAUGCGUAGACGCUUCACCAGCAUUGGCAAAUAUAGUCGAUAGAGCCAUUGUUGUGGUUGGAUCCCAUUCACACAUUCUCGUCUGUUUGGAUAUUCAAGAUGGUUCGGAAAUUUCAAAACUAGAACUUCCAGACAGAAUUGAAGGGAAAACGGCAAUUAUUGAUGAAUGCAGCAUCGUCGGGUGCUAUGAUGGGUUUUUAUACAAAAUCAAUUUAACUACUGGACAAAUUUUGCAAAAAUUCGACUCUCAAGGAAUGAUAAAGUGCAAACCGCUUAUAAUUGACAAUUUAGUACUUUUUGCGAACUACUCCGAAGCCGAGAACCUGUUUUGUUUGGAGUAUCAGAAUUUUAAGCAACUUUGGUCUCGUCGAAUAGGAAAUAAAUCCUGUUUUGCGUCCGCAAUCGAACUUGAUGAGAGGUCAGUGGUGAUUUGUACGUUAGACGGUUUGGUAGCCGCCAUAGAAUAUCGAAAGGGCGAAACUGUUUGGGAAGUAAAGUUCGAUUCACCUAUAUUUUCUACACCUGCUAGAUUAUCAUCAAAAGAACUGGUUGUUGCUGAGGUCGGUGGUCGGGUUCAUUGUAUCCAAAGUGGAUUUCGGGUAUGUGCUUAUGACUUGAAUGCUGCAAUAUUCUCAUCAUUAUUAGCACUUGAUUCAGAAGCUGUAAUUUUUGGGUGCUACGAUAACUUCAUAUACUGUUUACAAUUCUCUGCAAACGACCUAUCAUUCUUUCAAAAAUGGAAAGUACAAAUAGACGCACAAAUUUAUUCGACACCGACAGUUGUUGAUUUUGAUGAUAAUUAUUAUAUUGUGGCUUGUACAAUCAAAGGGAAAGUCAAUAUAAUACAUUCAGAAUUACAAUGCAUUGUAGGCUCUAUUCAACUUGACGGCGAGGUAUUUUCUUCACCUUCAACAUAUAAGAAUAGAAUAUACAUUGGAUGUAGAGAUAAUUUUCUGUAUUGUUUAGAAAUCAAUGAAAUGAAAGGUAAUAAAAAUCCAAACUAAGUAAGCACUUUUUCAUGA
Molecule: messenger RNA, 2938 nt
Organism: Hermetia illucens (black soldier fly)
Lineage: Eukaryota; Metazoa; Arthropoda; Insecta; Diptera; Stratiomyidae
Gene: Aasdh
Product: beta-alanine-activating enzyme
Exons: 6
Coding region: 26-2920 (964 amino acids)
Biological process (GO): amino acid activation for nonribosomal peptide biosynthetic process
Molecular function (GO): protein binding
Source: RefSeq, a predicted model, not a curated record